AGCAGCACAACACAGAGCUUAGGAGCAUUCCACAGCCUGGAGUGAAAGUGAGUUGGCAAGGUUUUGCAGGUCUCAAGGAUGGAAUCUGUCACAGGGGGAUCUAUCUUCAUAAUAAACGCAAUUCUUGCCCUGGCUACAGCCACAAGUGAACACACUCAACUGCCCAUCACAGAACCUCUCCACACUUUCAACGUGUCUCAAAACACAUCAGAUGCCCUGGAAACUAUCAUGUCGGAACACAAAGAAAAUCCCGAUGUGCCAAGGGCUCUAGAAGUAAAACAUUCCUGUUAUGAAGGUGGCCAAAAUUAUUGUAUGAACGGUGACUGCAGGUACCAUGAGGAUCAGGUCACCAGAUAUCGCAUGUGUGUUUGCAAGGCAGGAUACAUGGGAGAGAGGUGCCAGCAUUUAACACUACCGUCUCACACAGCGCAGGAGUCAGAACGAUACUUGUACAUCACCGUUGGAAUUGGUAUUGGAUUGUUCUUCAGUGGACUCAUUGCUCUUCUUUAUUACUGUUGUCGAAACAGAUGCCAGAGAUCAAAAACAAUGUACAGCAAAUGUUCCAUACAGGCAAGAGUUUGACCUCCUCUGUGACUUAUGCCAAUGACCAUUGGUAAAGUGGUGCUCUUAUUAAUGAACAGCAUCGCGCUUUGGUGAAACCCGAUUAACACCAAGAAUCAACCUGGAAGAGAACUCUGUGUGUCCAUGUCACCGUUUAAAUGCUGUGUAUUUUCAUAAUUGUACACAUAACUGAGCAUCACCUGUAACAAUCUGUGGCCUGCGUUAUUUUAAUUCAAUGCAGCAACUUUUAAUAAGCUAAUGUUUAAAUAACGAUUAUACUCUGCAUAUCCCCUCCAAACAGCAAUCUGUCCACCCACAGCAGCCUGUUUCCAGAUGUGUUUCCCUGGUUUAGGGUUCCAGUUAGUUUAUCACAGAUUACUUGCCCGGGGAAAGGGAGAUUCAGCCACUCCAGGUUGAAACCUGUUCCCAAUCACUGUGAUAUCACCCUUCCAGAAACCAGACCAAGUGAGGCUGAGCUGUGAGGCCCAGGGUUUGAUUCCUAGUUGCUGUGAGUUAGCUGAUCUGGAGGAUGUGGCAGGCGUCAUGCUGUUCCUGGGUUUAAAAAUAAAACCCUCACAGGGUUCCUGCUACUGAAAGCUGUCUGACGACAUCAGUCCAGGAAUACUCCAAGGCGUUGAGUGAAAUUUGAGGCAGGGGAAUGACGAAUUUUCCAGAAAGACUGCUUUACUGGCAACAGCUGAUCGCUUUUGAGGCUGGUUGCAGAACACUUUAACAUUCAGGUAUCCAGUCUGGGCCUUCCACAAGCAGGUGUAAUGUUCUGUUUGGGGGCACCAAGGUGCUGGGGUGAUCUGUCAGGUGUAGGUACUGACAGCCCUCCCUCUGCAGUGAUAACCCAAUGAUGGUCCAAGGGGGAAGCAGGGAUACUUUACACAAGAGGAAGCUGUCCUAGUUUCCAUCUCCGAUCUCCUGCCCAACAUCCCUCAAACACAUUCUCGGUCUGCUAGACUCACACUUUGAUGAUUGUUGCUCAGUCAGAGAACACGCUCUCUGGUGACGACAGGAAUGAAGUUAAGCUAUUAGCUCAAUAAACAUAUUAGUCUGAGUUCUCUCUAUCCUUCACAAGCAGUCACAUCCUCUGGUGCUCUUUCAGUCACAGACUCCUAGAAUCUCUGCCUCAACACCAUCAAAUUGAAGCCCAUGAGAGCAUUUAAAACAACACGCAAAUUAAGCUGUUCAACAAACUUUAUGCAUUGUCAAUAUUUAUUCAUUAAUACAAAUAAAUUAUUUUUUAUCCUAAUGUAUAAUUCAUUGUGCAUCAUAUUAAAAUUAUUGCUCUAAAAA
Molecule: messenger RNA, 1863 nt
Organism: Carcharodon carcharias (great white shark)
Lineage: Eukaryota; Metazoa; Chordata; Chondrichthyes; Lamniformes; Lamnidae
Product: epigen-like
Exons: 5
Coding region: 79-582 (167 amino acids)
Biological process (GO): positive regulation of cell population proliferation; positive regulation of mitotic nuclear division; epidermal growth factor receptor signaling pathway
Source: RefSeq, a predicted model, not a curated record